AGCGGGAUAAAUUGCAAACAGAGAAAGGAAUACGCUCGUACGAAUUUGUCUCACAAAAGAAACGCAAGAAAAUAGUAGAAAAUUUCACAAAUGUGUUAAAUGCUAAAGAAAAUAUAAUUCGAAACCCAACUAAAAUUGUUUUAUUUUUUUAAAAUUAGCAAAAAGAUAAAUUAAAAGUGUACAAUAAAAUUACAGCAACUAAAUUAGUAAAACAAUUGUUAAAAUGUCUGAAGCCGAAUCCACUUCAGUGGUUCAACCACCACCACCGAAAUCAAGCCUCAGUGAUUUGAGACAAUUUCGUAUUAAUAAAAAUGCCGCAGCAGCAGGAGUUGCAGCAAAAACAGAGCGUGUUCCCGGUAAGAAACGUAUUCAGGUUAUGGCAGACAGUGACACCGAUGAGGCUGAUGGAAAUACUCCAAAGAAAACCAAGUUGGAACUAACGGUUAAAGAGAAGGAAGAACGCUUCUUAGCUGCAGCCAAAAUAUCAUCAGAAUAUGAUACCAUGGAUAUACAAGAUGCCUUGGUGCACAGUGGUUGGGAUGUGUCGUCGGCCUUACGUUAUCUCAAAGAAAAAUGUCAACCUAAAAGUCGUUCAGGCCAAUCGACGGGUAACACUUCAACAGCCAAAACAACGACGACUGAUACAGCAAAAUCUGCUACCAAUGGCAAUUCGAAGCAUCACUCAUCAAAAUCUAAGAAAUCAGCUAAUUACGAUUCCGAAGAUGACGAUUCGGCAAAUGAGUCCUAUGAAAAAGGUCACGUAUACGACAGCGAAGAUAGUGAUGGGGAGGAGUCAAGAGAGAUGACUGGUCAGCGUAAAAAAGUAUUUGAAUUCAUGAACACUGCCUCAUUGAUGGAACUGCAAACGGUUAAGACUCUGUCCGAAAAGAAAGCCAGCCUUAUUUUUGAUAUAAGACCCUUUAAGGAUUGGGCAGAUCUGCGCAAAAAGCUAGAAUCAAAUAAAGCCCUGUCUGCCGAACUGUUAAACAAUGCCCAGGAACUUAUCAAUAAGCAAAAUAAUGUGGCCAACAUCUUGGCAAAAUGCAACAAAUUAGUACAACGGCUAGAAGCUGCCAUUGAGGCUGGAGCUGGCAUUGUAGAGCAACCGAAAAUUCUCAAUGACAAGUUCAAAUUGGCAGACUACCAGCUGAUCGGUCUCAAUUGGUUGACAGUGAUGAAUAAGCAACAGAUGAAUGGCAUUCUGGCCGAUGAAAUGGGUCUGGGCAAAACCAUACAAGUUAUAGCAUUCUUAGCAUAUCUGAAGGAAAACAAACUCUCCAAGGCAGCACACUUGAUUGUUGUUCCCUCGUCCACCCUGGACAAUUGGGCUGCUGAGCUGGCCCGAUGGUGUCCCAGCCUAAAUGUAGAAAAGUAUCAUGGGUCCCAGGAAGAAAGAAGGCGUAUGCGUAUACGUUUCGCUAAGGAAGGCUUUAGUGGCUUCGAUGUUCUGUUGACAACGUACCACAUUGUUUCCAGUACACCCGAGGAACGUAAAAUGUUCCGUGUUUGUAAAUUGCACUAUGUGAUCUUCGAUGAGGCGCAUAUGUUGAAAAAUAUGACAACACAGCGUUAUGCCAACUUAAUUACAAUCAAUGCCGAAAUGCGCAUUCUAUUGACAGGCACACCACUGCAAAACAAUCUAUUGGAAUUGAUGUCACUGCUGUGCUUUGUUAUGCCCAGCUUUUUUGGAAAAAAUGUAGAAGAUAUUAAAAGUUUAUUUGGCAAGAAAGGCAAAACCGAAAAUGCCAAUGAAGAGGUCUCACAGUUUCAAGAAACACAAGUUGAGAGAGCCAAGCGUAUUAUGAAACCUUUUGUAUUAAGACGUUUGAAGAAAGAUGUAUUGAGCUAUUUGCCCAAAAAAACAUCAUACAUUCAAAAAGUGGCAAUGACCGAGACACAAAAGAAUUACUACAGCGAACUGGUGGAUUACUAUUCAACAAAUCGAUCAGAAUUGUGCGGUGGUGAUCGCGCCGGUGUCACAAUUAUGAUGGAAAUGCGCAAACUAGCUAAUCAUCCACUGUUGGCACGUUACUACUUCAGCGAUCAAAAGCUGAGGGAGUUUUCCAAGCGUUUGGCAAGUGUCACGACAUAUAAGAAAACAAAUCCCCAAUAUAUAUUUGAAGAGUUGGCUGUUAUGUCAGAUUUUCAAGUAAUGCAACUCUGUAAUAAACAUGAACUUUUUGAUAUCAAGAUACCUGAUAGACUUAUAUUGGAAUCUGGUAAAUUUAACCAUUUAGACAUUUUAUUGCCCAAACUGAAGAAGGACGGUCAUCGGGUGUUGAUUUUCAGCCAAUUUACGAUGAUGCUGGAUAUUGUGGAGCGAUAUCUGACCAUACGUAAGCAUGGCUUUUGUCGUCUGGAUGGCUCAACGGCCGUAGAAGAACGUCAGGAUAUGAUAAACGAUUUCAACAACGAUUCCGAAAUUUUCAUCUUUCUGUUAUCAACCAAGGCGGGUGGUGUUGGCAUAAAUCUAACGGCGGCCGAUACUUGCAUUAUACACGAUAUCGAUUUCAAUCCCUACAAUGACAAACAGGCCGAAGAUCGUUGCCAUCGCAUGGGCCAAACAAGACCGGUGAGCAUUUAUCGUUUAAUAACGGAGGGCACAAUCGAGGACGGCAUGUUAAUGGUGGCCGAGGAAAAACUUAAACUGGAGCAAGAUAUCACUGCAACAGAAAAGGGAGAUGUUCAAGAAACCAAGUGCGUUGUGAGGCUUUUAACUAUGGCAUUAGGUCUGGAUAAGGACGAAGAGGAACAAUUAAAUAAAUCAAUUAAUAACUCAAUAACAUCUCCUUCCAAGUAGAAUUUUAUUUAGUUUUAUUAACAAAAUUCAUAAAAUGAAAUUCUAUUCGUCACGAUUCGAUACUAAUUAUUAUAGAUCUAUUACUUAAUUUUAUUAAUUUGGUACAAACUAAAGUUUUUAUUUUACUACUCCCCCUUUCUUAUUCUAUCUAUCUACCUUAGUAGUAGGCAUUUUGUAUCACCUCACCCUAACCUACCCUGCACCCACAAAAGUAAAGCAAAAGAACGUAUUAAGUUUUUAAUCUGUUCCAAUUUUUAAUUUUAAAUUAUUGUUAUUAUUACAAUUUAUUUGGCUGUAUUUGCACUAUGUCUAAACAUUCUUGUAGUUUAUUCAACUCGUAAGAAAUAUUUUUUUUAAUAAUAUGUAAUACAUCUAACAUUUAUUUACCUUAGAUCUUUUGCUAAUGCAUACACUAUAUUAUUUUUGCUGUUGUUAAUAAAAUAAAGUGAAAUUGUACACUUGCUUAGAUUGGAAUAUGAAUAUUAAUCAUCUUUUUUUUUUUUUUUUUUUUGAUACAAAAUAACAUUUUAUUAUCAUUUAUACAAUAUGCUAUUAUUUAUUUAAAAUACAAAACAAUUCCCAAUACAUUAUUUAAGAAAGUACAUUAAUUAUAAAUAAAGAAUAUACAACUAGAUACAGAAAUUAAA
Molecule: messenger RNA, 3447 nt
Organism: Calliphora vicina (urban bluebottle blowfly)
Lineage: Eukaryota; Metazoa; Arthropoda; Insecta; Diptera; Calliphoridae
Gene: Etl1
Product: SWI/SNF-related, matrix-associated actin-dependent regulator of chromatin, subfamily a, containing DEAD/H box 1
Exons: 7
Coding region: 224-2800 (858 amino acids)
Cellular component (GO): nucleus
Molecular function (GO): ATP binding; chromatin binding; ATP-dependent chromatin remodeler activity
Source: RefSeq, a predicted model, not a curated record